Molecule: messenger RNA, 1371 nt
Organism: Chrysoperla carnea
Lineage: Eukaryota; Metazoa; Arthropoda; Insecta; Neuroptera; Chrysopidae
Gene: Lnpk
Product: endoplasmic reticulum junction formation protein lunapark-B
Exons: 5
Coding region: 145-1341 (398 amino acids)
Biological process (GO): endoplasmic reticulum tubular network organization
Cellular component (GO): endoplasmic reticulum tubular network
Source: RefSeq, a predicted model, not a curated record
AAAUAUAUAUUAUCCGGUACUGUUUCAAAGUAAGGUUAUUUGAUUGUAAAUUUGCCAAAAAUUUAUUAAUAGCAGCUGUUAAAAAGUUAGCUAUUCAAUAGAUAUUAAUUCCAGUUUAUAAAUCGAUUUAUAUAAGCAUAAAAAAUGGGUGCAAUUAUUAGCAAGUUCCGGAAAAAACGUACUACUUAUGAAGUUUUAGAAAACUUAGAAGAACGAAUUAAAGAAAUCGAAGAAUAUAAAAGCAAUACCGAACUGCAACGAAAAAAACUUGUAGGACAUUUUAUACUGUUUUCAGUUGGAAUUUAUGUAAUCGCUGCCGUGUUAUUUUAUUUCUUUUUCUUUCCUGCAACUUUAUACGAUCAAAUUUUUUAUAUAACACCCCUACUCAUAUUCCCAAUAAUAAUUGUUCUUGUAAAACGUUUAUUAACAUGGUACUUCAAUCGAAAAAUACGUCGAAAUCAAACAAAGUUAGUCGAUAUGAAAUCCGAAAAAAGGAAAUUACUUGAUAAAGUUAUGGAAACUGAAACGUAUAAAAAAGCUAAAGAAAUAUUGGAAAAGUUUGAUCCACAACAACUUCGUAAGUCACCCAAUACAUCCAGCAUGGAAAUUAGUCCUAUCACCCCUCUGAAAUCAACAUCAUUGUCAUUAAAUACAUCUCGAAGUCUUCCAAUAUCGCAAGGAGCAUCUAAAAUUAACCCAAGUAGUGGCGCACAAUUAAUGUCGAUUAAAACACCAAUGCCUUAUAAUAUGUCUAUGGCAUCCAAAACACCAUUAAAUACUAGUGGUAUAGCCUUAAAUUCUCAAGGACCACCUUCUAAUGCUGUAGCAACACAACAAAUGAGACCAGGUGGAGCACCACCAAAUUUACCAAUGCCACGGACAAUAAUUGCGAGAGAACGUAGUGUUUUGGAUAAAAUGGUUGAAUAUUUAAUUGGUGAUGGACCAAACAACAGAUUUGCUCUUAUAUGCAAAAAUUGUCAAAGUCAUAAUGGAAUGGCUCUUCGAGAAGAAUUUGAAUAUAUAUCAUUCCGUUGUUGUUACUGUUACACAUAUAAUCCAGCUCGAAAAUUACGUGCUGUUGCACCAAAAUUAGAGCAAAAUCCACAUCAAAAUUUUAAACAAUUAUCAUCUGAUAGCACAUCCGAAUCUGAACGAAAUUCACCUAGUGAUUCAGACAGUGACGAUGGUGCAGGUGAUAUUAAACCACUACCUGAUUCACCAUCAAAAAAGAGUGUCGAAUCGAUGAGUGUGGAUGAAGAUGAUAAAAUUAGCGAUGCUCCGGAUAAUAAAAGUAGCGAUGAUGAUCCAAUAAAACCGUUGGACACCAAAAAGAAUGAAUAAAAUUAAAGUGUUUUUAAAUGAAAAAAAAAA